This is a messenger RNA of Culex quinquefasciatus (southern house mosquito), 1293 nucleotides long. RefSeq names its product tRNA-dihydrouridine(20a/20b) synthase [NAD(P)+]-like (gene Dus4). The record is from RefSeq and is a predicted model, not a curated record. Gene Ontology annotation, biological process: tRNA processing. Gene Ontology annotation, molecular function: tRNA dihydrouridine synthase activity; flavin adenine dinucleotide binding. The coding region runs from base 67 to 1269 and encodes 400 amino acids. Lineage: Eukaryota; Metazoa; Arthropoda; Insecta; Diptera; Culicidae. The transcript is spliced from 6 exons.
CCGGGUUGUUUGUUUACAAUCAAUCUUAGCACGAUUCAACGUGAAAACGUGUUUCACUUCGUGACGAUGGCUGAGCUUAAACCAAAAACCAGCAUUGCUGGCCUCUUCGAAGACGCUAGGACGAAAAAAACCUACCUUAAGAUAUGCGCGCCAAUGGUGAGAUACAGCAAAUUAGAAUUCCGAAAUCUGGUUCGUACCUUCGACACCGAUCUCACCUUUAGCAGCAUGAUUAUGGCCGAUUCUUUCUGCCACAGUGAGAAGGCUCGACUAAACGAGUUUACCACUAAUAAAGACGACACUCCGAUGAUAGUGCAAUUUGCCGCUAAUAAUACAAUAGAUUUCCUGUCCGCCGCCGAAAUGGUCUAUCCUUACUCCGACGGUGUGGACCUCAACUGCGGCUGCCCACAGCGUUGGGCAAUGCAGGACGGAUAUGGCAGCGCACUGCUCAAGACUCCGGAGCUGAUAGCGGACAUGCUGGCGACGGUGCGGCGGAAUCUGCCCUGCUCGUUCAGCGUUUCCGUGAAGGUGCGACUGCUGCAGAAGUCACUCGCUGCCACGGUGGACAUGUGCCGCCAACUGGAGGCCUGUGGGAUAACGUUCCUGACGGUGCACGGACGGACCGCGGCGGACAAGAUAAACGUGCCGGUGAAUAAGGAUGCGCUGAAAGAGAUUAAGGCCAGUUUGAGCAUUCCGAUGGUGGCGAAUGGGGACAUUUUUAGCUUACAGGAUGCUGAUGAGAUGCACAGGAUAACUGGAUGUGACGGUGUCAUGUCCGCUCGCGGGAUACUGUCCAAUCCGGGCCUAUACGCCGGCCACCGGCAAACCCCCCGUGAGUGCAUCCAACGCUGGCUGGACAUAACGGCCCAAGCGGACACGGACAUUACAUACCAGGCGAUGCACCACCAUCUGAGCUUUAUGGCGGAAUCGAUGUUGAGCAAGACGCAACGGGUCACGUUCAACGGGCUGAGCAAGGACAAGCGGUUGGUGGUGGACUUUCUGAGGGAGCACUUUCAGCUGGAACCGCGCCCCUGUGAUCAUCCGCCGAAGUUGGCGUGUACGUUUGACGACACGGCGUUCCGGAAGCGGGCGCAGGCCGACGGAAGGAACACCGUUGGCGAUGGGAAGGGUGAGAAUGGGUACGUCAGCGAGAACACAGAUGGCGCGUUCUUCAAGAGUAUGGUGGAUGACUUGGCUAAGGAGGAUGGGGAGGAUGGCGGUGUGGAUGAUGUUGGUGUAAUGGGUGGGUUGUUUGGGGAUGUGGAAAUAUAAAUGAAUGUUGGGAAUGUGUUUGAA